Molecule: messenger RNA, 688 nt
Organism: Centrocercus urophasianus (Greater sage-grouse)
Lineage: Eukaryota; Metazoa; Chordata; Aves; Galliformes; Phasianidae
Product: histone H2A.V
Exons: 5
Coding region: 133-519 (128 amino acids)
Cellular component (GO): nucleosome
Molecular function (GO): DNA binding; structural constituent of chromatin; protein heterodimerization activity
Source: RefSeq, a predicted model, not a curated record
AUCAGUACGGGGCGCUCCGAUUGGCCCGGGGUCGCCGCGGCAGGCCGGGCUCCCUCCUCGCGCUCGGACGGGUAUUGUCUGACGGCUCCUGAGGCGGUUCGAGCGGCGGAGUCGGGGACCGGCGGCGGCACCAUGGCAGGUGGGAAGGCCGGGAAGGACAGCGGGAAGGCCAAGGCGAAGGCGGUGUCUCGCUCGCAGAGAGCCGGAUUGCAGUUCCCCGUGGGCCGCAUCCAUCGGCACCUGAAGACUCGCACCACCAGCCACGGCCGGGUCGGCGCCACCGCCGCCGUGUACAGCGCCGCCAUCCUCGAGUACCUCACGGCUGAGGUCCUGGAGCUGGCAGGCAACGCCUCCAAGGACCUCAAAGUGAAGCGCAUCACCCCCCGCCAUUUGCAGCUGGCGAUCCGUGGGGACGAAGAGUUGGAUUCCCUCAUCAAAGCCACCAUCGCGGGGGGAGGCGUCAUCCCACACAUCCACAAGUCGCUGAUCGGGAAGAAGGGGCAGCAGAAAACCGCGUAGGGACGGCGCUCCGACCCGGCGCCGCUGCGGCCCAGCGCUGCUGGGCUGGGGGGGGGAGAGGGGGGGAAAGGGGAAACGUUGCGAUGGGUUUUGUGUCCCCCCCCCGGGGCCGAGGUUUCAGCCGCGUGUUUUGUACCGAAAUGGAGCGGAUAAAACAUUUUUUACAAAG